CGCGUCAGUUAGCUAACACGGGAUUAAGGGCCUUCAGUUAAUGAUGACACACUUAUUUAUCAAAGGACACGACAGUCGGCACAUCUGCUUUCUCGGCCCAAACCACCCUGUUUCUUUGGGCAAAAGCAGCGGAGACGACGACGUCCAAUUUUGUCGAAACAGUCAGAGGUUUGAGGUGGGGUUUGCUCCGUAGCUAGCCAGCUAGCUAUAGUUGCUAACGUCAAGCAGCCAGCUAACAUUAUCAAACACACCUUAUCUGGUCGCCUCUUGCAGUAACGUUGCCCAUAUAUCUAUGUAAUAUAUCAGGCUUCCCAUUGCGGCUAGUUUGCAGUAGUUUAAAAUGGAAGACACUCAGGAAGAUUUCAUGGAGCAGGAGGAAACCGUGGACAGCGACGAACCAUCAUUGCCCCCCUUCAAUGCCCCUUUUCGGUCCACUCGACUGCACAUCCAGAGAAGUAAUGUCUGCUCUCGGGCUUAUUUCGUUGUGGUCAUGGUCUUCUUUCACGUGUACAUCCUGAAUGUCAUCGCCCUGCUGCUCUACGUGCACUACAACAACGGCCCCGGGGAUCUGGUCAGUGGGGACAGGGGCUCCUCAGCACCAGUCAGCGACACUGGAAGCCGUUUACCCCCUCCUGCCCCAUCCUCAGGAGAGCUACAUGUGGAGGACUACAGUCAAAGUUUCAGUCUUCCUCGCAUUGAGGGGAUACGGGUUGGACAUGUUCAGCAGGUGUCCCUUGUGCCUGACAGGACACAUGAGAUGAGGACACUAAGCCUAAAGCCUCUGCUAUUUGAGAUCCCUGGCUUCCUGUCAGAGGAGGAGUGCCGUGUGGUGGUGCAGCUGGCUCAGCUCAAGGGUCUGAUGGACAGCCAGGCAACAGCACCCAGCCAGGGACAAGAAGAAUCAAACCAGCCACUUCUUUCUCUCAGCACAGACGAGGUUUUCAGUCUGCUGGAUUUGAACCAAGACGGGCUGCUGCAGAAGCAAGAGAUUGUGAGUCAUUCACGUUCUCGAGAUGGUACUUGGUUGAGCCCAGACAACUUACGACAGAUACUGACUGGUCUGGAAGCCUGCCCAACAGGGAUGCUGACGUUGGGAGAUUUUAGGCGUGUUUAUGAUGUGUCCCAACGUCCAGGACAAGCACAAAGUGGGAGGCUCCAUAGUCGGUUCAAACAGAGAAGCAAGCAUACAUGGCUCUACCAAGGCCCAGGAUCUCACCAUGUGCUGCGCACACUCAGGAACAGAGUAACCAGUCUCACACGUUUGCCCUCUGCAUUGGUUGAACUGAGUGAACCACUGCAGGUGAUUCGCUUUGAGAACGGAGACUUCAGUAAUGCCCACCAUGAUAGCAGCCCUUCCCACUCAGAGACGACCUGUGCACACACACGACUGGCAGGGAACACAUCUGCUCUCACAGAGGUGUCCUGCAGGUAUCUUACCGUGUUAUUCUACCUCAGCUCUGUAGAGGAAGGGGGUGAAUCCACCUUUCCUGUGGCAGAUAAUCGUACCUAUGAAGAGCAGGCACUGGUCCAGGAUGGAGUUGAUUUGACAGACACUCAGGAGACAUGUGGCAGAGGGAAUCUGAGAAUGAAACCUACUGCUGGUACGGCUCUCCUCUGGUACAACCAUCUCUCUGAUGGUAGAGGUUGGAUGGGUGAGUUAGAUGAGUAUUCCUUGCACGGCGACUGCCUGGUCAGGCGUGGGGUGAAGUGGGUGGCCAACAGCUGGGUAAAUGUGGACCCAGACUACCAACAGCAGGCCCGCUACCAGAGACUAGUGGCUCAAAGGUAUCGAGCUAAAACUGGCAUGGAGGACCAUUACAAAUCUCUCUCACACAGUGACCUCCACCAGGAUCUAUAGCCGAGAAUUUUUAAUAGAGUCAGUGUGAUCUGGCAGACCUUUCCACAAAGUCAGAUGUUGUAGUCGAAAUGAAAAUUGCGCAAAAUGGCAGCACAUAACUUUUUUCAGUAAAUCUGUCUUGCAGGUUUGGUGAAUUUUAUUAUGGAUUUUACCAUAGACUUGUGGGGGCAGAUUGAUUGAUUGAUUUCUUCACAAAUAAUUUCUAAUAUCUAAAUAACAAAUACUCACAAAAUUAACAGGUGAAUUGUAAUCCCUAUGAAAUUGCACUUUAAAAAAUGAUCACUGAUUUAGAGUAACAGAUAUUUAUAGACGCCAUAAUGCAAGUUGGAAAAGAUGCAGUCAUGUUGAAGAAAUAGGCCUGCUUACCUGCCUUCUAUUUAGGUUUGCUAGGCAUCUGCCCCCGUUGCAGGUCAAUGUUAUGUAUAUUAUGGAAUUGAAGCCUUUUGUUACAAGCCAUAUCACAAUAUUCAUAUGUAAAUGUAUUCUUGAGGGAAGUUUUGUGAGAUCUUGUAUAUCUGUUUUUCACUUUUGUUUCCAGAGUUAAAGAGCUUUUAUCAUAAAGUAUUAUUUAAGAAAGGUUUGCUAUACCUUCUGCAAAAGCAGGGCUGCUCUAGCCUGGACUAAAGGAUCACUUGUCACACUGGCUGUGCGAGGCCCGUCCUUCAGGUGUAAUUUAAACUUAGAUCUUUGGUAUUCCAAUUUUUGUGUUUCUUUUUCUCACAAUUCAAACAUAUUUAAUUGUCUGACUAUUUAUUUGAGUGCUAUUUAUUGUCACCGCCUGGUGAUUUAAGUUAAAGUGAUGCAUAUUUAUAACGGCUUGAUGUUGCACUGAAUCUGUCACUGUGUUCUUAUACAUUUGUUAUAUGUUAUGAAAUAUAUAAAAGAAAUGUUUUAUUAGUGGUGU
Messenger RNA from Stegastes partitus (bicolor damselfish), 2762 nucleotides. RefSeq names its product transmembrane prolyl 4-hydroxylase-like. The transcript is spliced from 9 exons. Gene Ontology annotation, biological process: peptidyl-proline hydroxylation to 4-hydroxy-L-proline. The record is from RefSeq and is a predicted model, not a curated record. Gene Ontology annotation, cellular component: endoplasmic reticulum. The coding region runs from base 341 to 1858 and encodes 505 amino acids. Gene Ontology annotation, molecular function: L-ascorbic acid binding; iron ion binding; procollagen-proline 4-dioxygenase activity. Lineage: Eukaryota; Metazoa; Chordata; Actinopteri; Pomacentridae.